Molecule: messenger RNA, 4237 nt
Organism: Sphaerulina musiva SO2202
Lineage: Eukaryota; Fungi; Ascomycota; Dothideomycetes; Mycosphaerellales; Mycosphaerellaceae
Product: carbohydrate-binding module family 21 protein
Exons: 2
Coding region: 1087-3012 (641 amino acids)
Biological process (GO): regulation of glycogen biosynthetic process
Cellular component (GO): protein phosphatase type 1 complex
Molecular function (GO): protein phosphatase 1 binding; glycogen binding
Source: RefSeq, a predicted model, not a curated record
GGCCAGUGCAGCAGCCUCCCGCACGUCGCUCAACAGAGUCAACACACCUUCACACUUGUCGUCCGUCUCGGAAUCAUCCUAGUGCCUACCUGUCGUAGCGUACAACUGCCCGUCCAGUAAGGUAGUUCUAGUCCGGUCCUUGGAAUCCCACCCUCACAACAUUGAACUCUACUACCUGCUACCUACCACCGACCUGCUUGCUUCCUGAUCAGACGAGACAGACGGGACCCUUUCCCUCCAAUCUCGCACGUACGAACGUUCUCUUUGAUACUAUCCUCGAGCCCUCUCCCGAUUUGCCCGCCGCCCGGAAUUGCUACGUCGAGCCAUUGCUUUGUUCUCGCGCGAGCAUUGGCCCCGAAACGACUCGCGGGACGAAGCCAUUGUUGCUGCUUUGGCUGCUUUCGCUGCCAUUGCUGCCACCAUUGCUGCCAUUGCUCCUGGACGCCUUGAGUGGUCGGAGCGCCCCAACGCGUGCCUGGACUGCCUUGGAUCUGGUUGCCACCCCACGUCAAUUUCUAGCAGGACCUACCUGGCUUGAGACACGCCUGGGCAUACCGCAUCCUGUUUAUUAUCCUCAUCAGCAGGAGCGGUCUCCUCAACCUGCCUCAUCGUCGCCAGACAGAUCGCGCGAUCUGCACGAGUGUGCGUCGGUCAAGUCAGCAACAACUUGGACCGCUCCGCACCUCUCUCUUCACCACCCACCUACCUACCUACCUCAUCUACCUACCUACCUACCUACCUACCUUACUCACCCACCCACCGCACUACUUGAACUCGCAGCAGCAUCCCCACUGCGUCCACGGAUCUCACGACCGCCGGCUUUCACUAGCUGCGCCUACUGGUCCACUGCACCUGUCGACUUGCUCGUCUCCCCCAAUCGACUACCGGAACCUACUGCACCGCUUCUUCGUCUUCUGCUUCUUCUUCUUCUUCUUCUUCUGCUGCCGCCGCCGGUGUCUCGUCUCGACACUGACGCCGCUCUUGUAUCAUUCUUCUACUGAUACCGGAACUUGCACCUUUUAAUGCAUUGUCUGGCUUGAGAGACUCCCCUACCACACUCCAGGCCCACCUUCGCGAGAGCACACGAUGCCGUACACUCCGCCAUCGCAGCAAUCCCCUGCCUCGUCCAAGUCCAACUCACCAGUGAUGAGCAGAAGCCCAUCUUAUCACCAAGAUGAUGCCCACAUUCCCCGAUCUCCCGCGAGCACUCGACCGCAACCUCCCCGAUCACAUUCCUCGUCUUACCUGCAUAAGCAUCGGAGGUCGCCCUCGUGGGGAUCGAGAACGUCCACGGACGGUGCACCACCGACGCCGACUGAUGCCUCCGACUCGAAAGUCAGCACGACCGACUUCGCUCACCAUGGCAGCCUGCGGCAGUCACCCCCGCCGGUUAAUAAUCUGCGGAUUCCCCCGGGCGCGGUAAUGUCGCCACCAGACUCGUCGGAGAACUCAGACGGAGAUGACAGCGCCAACAGUGCUCGAGGCAGGGAACUUGAGAUGAAUUGGGACCAGCUGCAGCAGGCAGUCCGACAGAUCAAUGUGAGGAGAGAGGGAUCGCCUGACAGGGCUGGUCAACAUAUUCAGCACUCUGUGUCUGAGCCGACAUCACAGUCGACCUCACCGACAGCGUUGACGAGACCGGCUCUAUCAGCAGAGGCUCGCAAGAUAUCGCACUCCCGAUCAUCGACAGAAUCGAAAGUGCUUCUGAAAACCACCUUCGCCGAAUCACCAUCGCACACGUCUGACGAGAGCGAUGAGGAUGAUGAUAUGAUGUCGAAGCCGGCUCUGGUACGGAAAAAGUCCGGCGAGCUCGUGAAGCCGGCGUUGAGGCCGUCAUCCAGGCGGCGUUAUUCGAGCAUGCCUGGCACACCGACAUACCACAAGUCCGUACACUUCAACGACAGCGACAACCAAACUCGACACUUCUUGCAGGUGGAUAAGCCCAUCGCCGUCAGCGCAGGCACAUCUCCCGUGGAAACGUACGACAGCGAGUCGGAGUUUCCAUUCAACGAGGACGACGGCAAGAAGCCCGAGCUUGAAAUCAAGGUCGCCAACUUCCCUCAAGAUACUGCAGAGCGACGUGCCAUGCCCAUUCGUGUGGAGCGUAUCUUCUUGUCUGCAGACAAGACUACUCUCGUCGGCGUCUGCGCCGUUCAGAAUAUUGCUUUUCACAAGUUCGUCGUCGCUCGAUUUACACUCGACUAUUGGAAGACUACCUCCGAAGUCGUUGCUGAAUAUAGCAAUGACAUUCGGAGUCCACCGACUGAUGGUUGCGACCGCUUUAACUUCCACAUCAAGCUAUCUGAUCAAGCCAACAUCGACAACAAGACUCUGCUAUUGUGCGUCAGGUACAAUGUGGCCGGCCAAGACUUUUGGGACAGCAACAACUGCAUGAACUACCAAAUUGACUUCACUCGUGCUGAGCCGAAGAAGUCUGCUAAGAAGGUCACGAUCAAGUCUAGUCCACUGAGUCAACGGCCACUCAAUGCCAUUCCACGCAGUCGCCACAACGCUCCCUCCACUCGUGGGCGACAGGACCGUGAGUCGGGUGAUGAAGACUUCGCAUCUCGCUUCGACUCGAGCUCUGCAUACUCGUUUGGCUCCGCGGAUGAUCUACUGGGAGUAUCUACUGGGUCUAUCAAGCUCAAGCAGAAGCCGAAACGCACUCCCAUGUUUGCCCUGAACGGCCUGGACCAGCCUCAACAUGGCCUUGGUAGCAGGUACGAUUUCAGCUCAUCAUUGUCUGCUGCACUCGGAACUGCACAAGACAAGCUUGGACAACGUAGCGGUCUUAUGAUGAGCGGCCACGCUGCCCAGGCGAAGAUUAGUGCAGGCUACUUCGGCCCUGUUGAUCGCACCGAGCCUGAUAAGGCUCCUAUGCCCACUGAACGUCCAGAUGCUAUCACAACGGACCGACCAGCCAUGGGGUCCGAUCAGUACAAGGACUUGGUCCAGAAGUUCUGCUACGUAGGUUCUGCCCGCACGAGUCCCUCGGUUUCCUCCAAGGUCUAGGAUAUCCCUCCACACAGAGCUGACUGCCUCUCCAGUACACUCCUGGCCCUGGCAAGGGAGUGGGCUCGGCUUCAACGAGUGCUACGAAGUCUGCUCCUCCUCCGCAGGAAUCAUCUGCUGCCGAGACCGAUGGCGCCAACGAUUCCGAAUCAUCUUCCUCUUCCUCCUCCUCUUCCUCCUCUUCAAGCUCUUCAUCUGGAAGUAAUACCCCCACUAAAGAGCUCGAAGCCCCCCACGAUGGAGUAAAGCAGUCUUCUACUCCUGGUCCCUUCGUCGCGCGCUCACAAUCUCCAGGGGCCUCGAUGACUGGCCAAGGGCUUGCUACUCGCUCUACAUCGACCUCUUUUGGCUAUCCUUAUAAUCACACCCAUCGCGAUGGAUACCUUUCUGACCACUCCACACCUACCGCGAUACGCGGUUGAAAGCUCGCCUGAUCGUUUCGACGGUCUUUCUGCAUCCUGCAUCCGCUCGACUUCAUACCUCGAAACCGAAGCACGCAGCGAGGCUAUCAUGACGAUCACGACUUGACGAUAUACGAAUACUGGCGGAGACUUUCUUCGCUCGUCCCACAUUUCCGGUGAACAGGACUGCACAGCAGGAUUUGAGAGAUGUCAUCAUGGGGCCGCCUUUGUCGGGUGGCGGUUCCUGGGGCUGUUGUUUUAGUUUUUGCACUUUUAGCGGGUACGAAUUUUUUUAAUGCAUGGCGUUCUGGCAUAGAUCUGUUUAAUCCUGAGAAUGGGGUGCGUGUUGCCAGUCGGUGCCACAUGGCACGCAGGACUUCUGGCGGGAAACGCAUGGGAAAAGUUGUUAUUUGUUCGGUUGGGGCCAUGUGUCGUUGUGAUGAUUUCUGCAUCGGACCUUGUGGAUGGAACUGCGAACAGGCGGAAAGAACGGCCUAGAUAUGGUUGGCAGGGAUUAGAGGGGGCAUUGGUUGUUUAUUGUGGGAGCGAUGGCGUUUAAUGGAAGGCUAUUGCUUGAAUUGUUCUGUCGCUGCGCGGCACGAGCCCGGCAUUAUCGUUGUUGAUGAUGAUACAGCUCGUAAGCAUGGGGAGUUGCAAUACACGGCCGCAAAUAUCGAGCGAAUUCUACCAGAUGCACACACACAUAUAUUUGCGAUUUGACGUCAUGUUGGUACAGUAUCGGAUGGAGGUAGGAGUAGGUACAUGUACAUGUUCUAGAAGCCAUUAUAUCACGACUCAUGAGGUUAAUAAUACACACUCAGAAU